AGAGAAUCCACAUCGAAAAACAAAACAAACUUAUACUUCCUUAGAUUUUUAAAUUGAACCUGAAGCAGCUUUCACCAAGACGAUUUUUGUUGUCUUAUUCCUACACCAAACCGUGAGUGUGAUAAGGAAUGGCCGAUAACAUUGCAUACGUUGAUGUCAGCGGUGAAAAUAAGACCGGCAAACCAAAGGCCAGCACUUUAGAACAACAUGACAAGUCACAUGACAAGAAGGGGGAAAUCCCGGAAACACAAGUCACUCCCGACAUCAGACUCGGGAAGAAAAUCGGUCCGCUAAUUGGCAUUGGGAUCGUAAUCGGAACCAUGAUGGGUAGCGGAAUAUUCAUCACGCCAUCAUUUGUCUUGGCCAGCAGUGGUUCCAUUGGGACCUCUCUCCUCGUCUGGACAGCAGCUGGUCUCAUCUCAAUCAUCGGAGCUCUCUGUUACGUCGAACUCGGCACAAUGAUCGUUGAAUCCGGCGGAGACUACGCCUACAUUCAUACAUCGUUCGGUCCACUUCCAGCCUUCAUGUAUAUUUGGGUGACAACGAUGGUCGGAGCACCGACGAUGCUCGCCAUAAUGGCCUCUGCAUUCUCAAACUAUUUGUUGUACCCCUUCUUCUUGGGGAACUUCGGCUGUAAGCCGCCUGCAGAAUCCUUGUAUCUACUAUCGGCAGUUGUCCUGAUUCUGGUUGCGUUUUUAAACAUCUACAGUGUGAAGUGGGUUACUAUGGCCCAAGGAGUCUGUACAACCAUUGUGGUUCUAGCACUACUGGUCAUCAUAAUUACUGGAGCUGUCAAAAUAGGACAGGGUAAUACCUCUAGCUUUAUGACUGGAUUUCAAGACCUGCAAGGUCUCCAAACAUCACCAGGAUCAGUUGCUAUUGCCUUCUAUGGGGCGUGGUUUGCAUUUGGUGGAUGGAGCAUACUGAAUUUUCUAAUUGAAGAACUUCAAGACCCAACAAGAGACCUGCCCCUCAUCAUCAUCGUUUCGUUGCCGACGGUGACUGUUAUUAAUCUUCUUGUCAACAUUGCCUACUUGGCUGUUCUGGAGCCUCAAGAGAUCUUAGCAUCAAAUGCUGUAGCUUUUACCUUUAGCCAGAAAGCAUUGGGAAAUGCAUCUUGGAUAAUGCCAGUAGCUGUAUCGAUUUCAAUGAUCGGCGCCAUCAACGGCGGAUUCCUGAAAGGAUCAAGGACAUGUAUGGUGGGGGCUCGUAAGGGACAGUUUCCAAGCAUUUUAGGCUUAAUUCAAGUACAGAGGAAAACACCCACGCCUGCACUUCUUUUUGUCUUAGCAUUUGCGCUGAUCUUCAUGGCUUCCAACGACAUAAGAAAGCUCAUCAAUUGUUUCUCGUUCGUUACUUGGGGAUUUGUUCUUACCUCUAUAAUUGGACUUUUGUAUUUACGAUGGAAGAGGCCUGAAUUACCAAGGCCAUUCAAGGUGAAUAUUGUUCUUCCAAUAUUCUUCAGUGUAACUUGUGUCUGCCUUUUGAUAUUUGGGGUAAUUGGCGCACCCUUUGAUGCCCUCAUAGGGCUAGGGAUGACCCUCACGGCACUACCUGUUUACGCAGUCUGCAUCUACUGGACAAGCAAACCAGUAUGGCUUGGCCAGUUUCACUAUAACAUCACAGUAUUUUUUCAGAAACUUCUUUUUGUCGGUCGUGAGGAAACAUCUUAAGAUGCGGGUGAGUCUUCAUUAAAGAGAAUAAGAGAAUUUGAGCAAUUAUAAUGCGCCAUCUAUCUAGUGCACAAGACCCUAAUCGGAGGCGCAGCACAUCAAAUACAUAACAAGCAACAUUAUAAUUUUUAGAGAAAAAAUACACAUGUAAUACAAAGAUAUUGAUCAUAAAGGGAACAACUCCAUGCACAUUAUGGGACAUGUAUAAUAUCACUAGUUAUACAUGUUAUACAGAGUUACGCAAUUUAGUUUUCAACUAAUAAACCACAAGGGAAACUGACUGAGUUAAAUUUAAAUGAUUUUGAGUUGAACAAAGACAAAACGACUUGAGCGGGAUUUGAACCAAUGACAUCCAGAUUAACAUGUUGGCGCUCUAACAAAAUGAACUAUCUAUGCAAUCUCCCUAUUAAAUCCCUAGUAAACCCCAAAUAAAUUUAGUUUUGAGCAAACAGGCGCAGCUGCUUUAAAGCCAUUGGACCCUUUCGGUACAGAAAAAAAAGAAAGUUCGCAGAUUUACAAAUAAUUUAC
This is a messenger RNA of Asterias rubens (European starfish), 2201 nucleotides long. RefSeq names its product Y+L amino acid transporter 2-like. Gene Ontology annotation, cellular component: membrane. The record is from RefSeq and is a predicted model, not a curated record. Bases 129 to 1673 code for a protein of 514 amino acids. Gene Ontology annotation, molecular function: L-amino acid transmembrane transporter activity. The transcript has 11 exons. Gene Ontology annotation, biological process: amino acid transmembrane transport. NCBI's taxonomy places the organism in Eukaryota, Metazoa, Echinodermata, Asteroidea, Forcipulatida, Asteriidae.